UAUAAAAAAACCCAUUUGUUAUCAUUCACUCCCACAACAUGGACCCGGGCAGCGUUAUCCACGGCUCGUGGAUUUUGUUCGCCGCUGUUGCGAACAUUUGAAACGAAACAUAACACCGUUCUUUAUAUCGUUGGUCUUUCUAGACUGUGAGCUAAUUUCCUGUGAGUCGUCUGCUAGCUUAUGUUAGCUGGUUGGAUUGUUGUCUUCCUUUCCAGGCUAGCGUUAGCCUUCCGAGAACGGGCUGACUGUGGAGUGAGGGGCUUUGAAAUAGUACCUCUGAGGUAUUCCGGUGUUUUGAACAUAAGCGACUACUUCAAGUGUUCAUUUUUGUGCCUUUUAACGCUGUCGUGUUGAAAUCACGUCUCAAGGACGCGGAAGUGUAGCACGCUUAGUCUGAUAUUCGAACCACGUGCGGAUUUCAGCCCUCCCUCUGAUCAGUUUAUUGACGAGUGAUUGGCGGUUUUACUGCGAUUCCUCAACAGCAGACGGUUCUGCCUAGUCUAACUUGUGUGACUGGUCUGUUUCUGAUUUUUAUUGAACUUGUAGACAUUACACGGCUUUCACCCACCUUGCUGAACACUGCAUGCGUGGGGAGCUGCCAAUGUGGAGCGACUGCAUUUGGUGAUAUGCAAAUAUGGCAUUCAAACAGUACCCUCCCUCUCUAUAAAUAUUCACUCCAUUAUACUAAAUUCCUGAGCAUCACCACAAAGUCUUUUUAUAAGCUCUUAAUUGAAAUCAGCAUCGUCAAAGUGAUCCGGGUGAAAUGUCCGCGCAUUUGUUCAUUUUCUCAUCGUCUGUCUCGUUGAAUCAGUGAUCCCCUUUUCAGCGUCCAACAUUUAUUUUCCUCCUGUUGCCAGCAGAGUUUACUGACCCGCGUAAAACUAAUUUAAGUUAAUCUGUACUACUAUAACGAUUGGAUAUUUGUUUUAAAAAAACUAAAUGUUCAAAGUAACUAAUAGCUAAAGCUCAAAAUGGAUGCGGUGGAGUAAACGCCCCCCCUUUACUUUUCUUGCAGUGCUGAUUUUAUUGCAAUUGCAACUGCCAUGUUUGACCGUCUUGAUUAACAGCCAGCUUGAGUAAAAUAUUGCGUGCGUGUGUUUCCUCUACAUUCGGUCCAGCGGCAGUGCUUUAACCUAGUUCAUUCAAUAUUAAGUUGCAGUUUUAAGGUGUACUAAGUUGGUAUAAUAAUACUUUGGCAUUUCAUUUCUGCCUAUAAGGAAUCCUGAAAGGGGAAAAAUGUUCAUUACUGGGAAUCAAUUAAUUAUUUAAUUAAUUCAUUCAUUCAUUCAUUUAUUUAUUUAUUUAUUUAUUUAUUUAUUUUUAACACAGCGAGUUCUACCUGGCAAGGAUCCGAGUGUGUGGCUGGUGGUGUUUGGAAGGUUGUAAUACCUAAUCUGAAAUCCCUAAAUCUUGCACUUGACAAAUGCCAUCUAUGAUAUAGUAAUUAAAUAAAAUAAUUGAAACUAACCUUUUAUCGAAAAUUAAGGGGGAAGAAAAACGAAUAAACGUUGUAAUAAGUUUGAGGCAGACAAAUUCAACAAAUUAAUUAGAUUUUCACCUUGGUCAUGGUCCUUGUGGCAAAAUAGCUUCUAGUCUAACACUUUUAAAAAUAUUAUGUAAUGUUGUAAUGUGGGCACUAUGAAAGCGAUGUCAUGAAGUUUAAUGCAACUCUGAGUUUCACAUCUCUAUGUAACCAGAAAGGCUAAAAAUACUUCCUAGCACAGUGCCUUAUUUGGUGUAUGUAACACAAUGAGUCACAUUGAAGUAUGCAGCUAUGUACUGAAUCAUAUUUACUCUCUGCUUAAAAUAUAUGUGUAACAUUUGGGUGGAAAAUUGAUGAAACAGCUACUGCAGGAUACACACUCAUUUAUUUAGGUGUGCUUUGGUCUGACUUAAGGCCGUUGGCUGAAUUGCUAAAGCUGGAAAGGUUGGCUUAUUACAUCCCCACCCCAAUGUGGUUCCACUGCAUUACAUGCCAUAUCCAAACCAACCACAAUUAAGGGAGUAGGUUAAAGAUCUCACAAGUGCAGCACCUGUUAGCAUCUAGAUGUCCACACUUCUGUACAUAUGCGUUCUGCUUCGUUAGGUAAUUAAAUUAAAUAACUCUUUUUAGUGUGGUUCCUUGUUCAGAUAUACUCAUUGAGUGAGGAGGACUAGAAGGAUCAGAAUAAAGAAAGGCUCCUGGGAUAUACUGACUUUUAAUCCCUAAAGUCAGGUACAUACUAGAUGAGUCUUGGGCAGUCCCAAAUGUUGUGGCACCACAUUGGUGGCCCUUUAUAAUCCCAGAAAUUAUAUACGUAGCUAUUUUAGCCGAUACUGAUCAUUAUUCAUAGACUAAAUAGUGGAAUCAUGUCUGUUUAUCUACGUUUCAUUGGACUCUUGAUUAUGCUCCAUUGCCUACAAAGACAUCCAGGAAAUUUGGAUAAUGCGUGACCGGUCUGCUAGUAACCAACAGGAAACUGUAUGAAAUGAAAUAAAAAAUGUGAAAAAGGAAAACUGAUUCUGACGAAGAAGAAACGUGUGUGUAUAAUUUGUUCUCCAACUAAAGAGGAUGUAGAAAAUAGAAAAGAAAUAACAGCCGUGGUUCUUGGCCCUGAUUCAAUAACGGGCGCUAUCAUCAUACAGUGUACUUGCAUCAAAGUUGAUGUCCAUGUUUAUUAGAUUCGUGUUGCUCAGUGUAACUUGUGAUGAACUUAUAAGAUUGCUGAAAUCAGAGUGUGUAGACACCUUAAUAAGAGUAGCUUAUGUUGGAUCCUGUAAUUCCCAUAAUGCAAUUGUUUCUUAUGUUAGACUUUCUCUAGUUUGCAAAUACCACUGAUUUUCAAACUUAAGGGCUUGAGUUUAUAAUACAAGGGUUGUUGUAAACCAGCAGUCUUAAACCAAGGCUGAGAUUACUCUACAAUACAGGUCUGUUUAUCCUGUAAUUGUUAAGCUUAGGUACUAAACCUUUUUUUGCCAUAUGCAGUCAUGUGAAUACAGUGUGGCCUUUGAUUUUAAGGUUUUUACAGCAAAACAAAAAGUCUCGUUAGAUAAGAAACCUCAUGUGAGUAAAACAACAUUUUAUACUAUGCCAUUAUUUAUUUAACAAAAUAAGCCGAGGUUUAGAAGCUGUAUGUGGGAAAACUAAGUAGAAAUUCUUUUGUGGGGGUUAAGAGGGUAAGUAGCAGGCAGGUGCCACCAAGCAAAUACAAAUGUGAUUCUUUGUUAAAAGAAGUUUUGGCAGUUUUGUGGUCUGGAUCGUUCAGGUGUGUUAACACGUUGCUGAGGAGGAAAGACAUCAGCUUUGAGCUUAGAGAAGCAGUUGAUGCUGCCCUUCAAUGCGAAAAGGGUUUUAAGGUCAUUUCCAAACAACUUGAAGUCUACCAUUCCACAUGGAGAAAAGUUAUUCACAACUGGAAAACAUUCAAGUUGUCCAUCUUCCCAGAAGUCAACAUACCAGCCAAUUCACCCUAAGGUCAGUGGUCAGAAAAACUAGGAGAAAAAACAAGCAAGCAACAUGCAUUUUAGCUUCUAUAAGCCCCACUUAGCAUGUUGAACAUUAAAGUUUAUGACAUUACAAUGAGAAAAAACAAGUAUGACUUGUUGGAAAGAGGCUCUCAGGAGAAGGCCUCUUCUUUCUGAAUAAGCAGACAGCAAUGCAAAGGUUUGGAAAAUUGCAUCUGAACAAGCCACAAAACGUCUUUUGGUCUUAUGACAAAGUCAAAGACCCUGGGCUGUUCACUUGCGUGCUCUAGAGUCAAAUGUCAGACGAUCAGCUGACAAUCAAAGUUUGUCUGAUACUGAGAUAAGAAACAGAAGAAUCAUUGUACAUUUUAAAUGCUCAAUGGGCUGAAUGAAAAAGUGCUGCUUUGUAAUGCACUAAAGAACCACUAAAAGUUCUGAAGAAUUUUAAGAGGCAGAUGUAUGAUUGAAACAGUGCUGGAACCCCCCCCCCCCAAAAAAAAAAAAAAAAAAAAAAAAAAUCCAAAAAACAAAACAAAAAAACCCAAAAACCAUCUGGCUCCAGCAAGUACAGAUGGGAACCCUCUUAGUUCAUCCAUUAUGAGUGUGGGACCAAAUUUAUCUCUCACAUCAAAUGCACACUAGCUUGAAUGCUGUAGCUUAAAUUGUGUUUUGGUUUCAGUUUUGCUUGCUAAACUUCUAAAGUUGGCUUACUGUGCGGCGAAAAAUCAGGCAUGUAUGUGAAAGUGUUUGAAGAUGGUUUUGUUGCUUAUUUAUGGAUUACACUGGGAUACAGAGAUGGCAAGCGCCAAAAAAAAAAAAAAAAGAACUGGUCACAUCACAAAGUAAAUUUUCUGUCCUGAGUGUGUAUUUUAAUAUGAACUAGGACAUUUGGGCCACAUCUGACCUGCUCACCGCUUACCAAAAACCAAGGCUGGAUCAAGUCUGGCUGACACAAUUGGAGUGCCAGAGCUGGGCAAUAAUUGCCAAAGGGAGGCCAACACUGUCUAACUGGGGAAACACUAAUGUGAUUAACAAGCCCGGGACUAACCCUACAAUUCCUUUUAGUGAUUUUUCUCUAAUAAAUGCUUGUACAUUAUUUGUAGCCUGUGGUUUUUUUGUUGUUUUGUUUAUAACUAAUUUUUUUCUGUAAGGCUUGUGCUGCAGUGUAAUUACUAAAAUGGCAUUUGGCCAUAAUGUUCUCUUGUUUCACCAUAAGCCACUGAUUUAAAUCUAAUGUUGUCACUUGAUUUUUUUUUUUCUACUUUGACCACAAAAUUAGUCUUACUAAUUACUUACAUUACUUCCCUGUUAACUGUAAUUAAAUCAGGAAAUUAUGCAGAACAUGGUGCGGUGCAAUAGAGUGGCUAAGUGUAUGUUUCAUUGCAGUUGGUUUGUAAGUGCAAAAUUCUGCUUUAGUUUUUUUUAAACACCUGAUUUCAGUUUCUAGUUUAGCUUCAGGUAACAAUACCCUUGGAAUCUGAUUUGGGUGAUAAAGUCUUUCCAGUGGCUUUAACUUUCACUGUCUGGAGUUGAACUACCUUUAGUUAAACAACACCUGUGCUGAGGGCAAAGUUUAGAUACUUUAUUGUGGUAAAGUCAGUACUGCAAAGGCUUCCGCACAGAGUAUCACUGCUGCCAUGUUGUAACUGAAGAGCGUCCACACAGAGGUCCUGGUAUUUAUUCGUUUCACCAUCAGCCCAGUGACGAGGAUUAGCGUGUUCUUGAGUAUCACAAGGGUGCAAGUUUCAGAAGAGUUGUUACACCCCCAUUUAAUUACACCAAGACUGGGGGCCAAGCAGGCAAAGAAGUGUUUGGUGACGAGAAUUGAGGGGACAAUGAGAGUCCACAUGCACACCAAGUUCUGUUUCCUGUGUGUGCUCACGUUCCUCUUUCAUCAGUGCAGCCACUGCCAUGAAGGAGGACACCACCAUCAGCACGAUGGGCAUCACCACAAUGAUCAUGACAGCGCUCACAGCGACCUGCAGAUUUCUGAGGCUCCAUACGUGAGAGGGGUCACAGAGUCCCCAGGGUCCAAGAGUGGGCACGCUGGGGAUGCUCUUGAGGAGGAACAGCGCUUCUACAUCCAGCAGCUUUUCAGGCGCUAUGGCCAGGAAGACCGGCUAGAUUUCAAGGGCUUUCAGAGUCUGUUGUUUAGCUUGGGAUUGGGAGAAGUGAAGGUUGUAGGUUUGGAUCAUGAGGAUCUGGGCCAUGACCAUGUAGCCCACCUCGAGGUGUUGGAUAUGCUGCACGGACAUUCAUCCACUAACGCUGGCCACAGCCACGGCCACGGCCAGGGCCACCGGCACAGUCACACCACACAGAUGCGUCCACACCAAAAACAAGACUCUCAGCAUCCACACACAGAAGGAGCUCCCACUCGGUGCAGCCAAACCACUGCUGGACCGGCAGAACACGAGCAUGAUCACGAGCAUGAUCAUGAUCAUGAUCACGAUCACGAUCACGAUCACGAACAUGAACAUGAACAUGAACAUGAUCAUGACCAUGACCAUGAACAUGAUCACAAUCAUGAUCACAAUCACACUAAGGUAGAGGAGAAUGACCAUCAACAUGACACACACGACUUUGGCGACCACAACAAUCACACACAUGAUGAAGAGCACAAACACCAGCAGGUCAACCACAGGGACCUGUCUUCUCAGCCUCACCCUGAUCACGACCACAGCAACCACAGUGAUCAUGAACAUGACUACAAUCAUAUUCAUGAAGUGCACACAGACAUAGGCGGCACUCACCUCGACCAGGAAAAGCUGGAGCCAUCUCAGGUGCCCCAGAGGCUGCAGCCCACCCCGACAGAAAACCGACCCAAGAAACCCCGGAAACCGGGAAGAGUCAGAGGACAGCGAGGGCGAGACAAAACCACAUCUUCUCACACACCUGCAUCUGAUGACCACGACCAUGACAACACUCAUGACCAUAACCACACACAUGGUCAUAGCCACUCUCAUAAAGAUAAGAGGGAGGCACCGGGGGCACUUCCCGUGCCCACUCUGCCAGUCUCCAUGCCAGCUGGUCAUCCAGGUGGAUUAACCCAUCAGCAUGAGGAGUGUUUGAACCUCACUCAGCUCCUCACCUACUACGGCCUCAAUCCCGACUCGCUCAUCUCCCCCCGCCAGUUUGCGUAUCUGUGUCCCGCCUUGCUCUACCAAAUAGACAGGCGGGUCUGCAUCCUCCAUUACGAGCAGAUGGAUGUGGAGCAGGAAGCCUUUGAGCCUGCCAGUUCUGUGUGGGUCUGGAUUUGGGGAUUUGUGUCCAUCACCAUCAUCAGCCUGCUGUCUCUGCUGGGGGUCGUACUCGUGCCCAUCCUCAAGCAAUCGUGCUUCAAGUUCCUGCUCACCUUUCUGGUAGCGUUGGCAGUGGGCACGCUCAGUGGUGACGCUCUCCUUCACCUGCUGCCUCACUCUCAAGGGCAGCACGAUCACAGCAAACAUGGUGCCGACCAGGAAGAAGAUAUGGUAACAGCUUUUGAUGGAGUGUGGAAGGGGCUUACAGCCUUGGCCGGCAUCUACCUCCUCUUCAUCAUCGAACACUGUAUUGGCAUGUUUAAGCACUACAAAGACCAGAGGGGCAUGAAGAAGGUGAAUGAGGAGGGCAAGAUUGGCAGGAAGUUGUCAGAUCAUAAGUUAAAUCGGCGCUCGGAUGCAGAGUGGCUCCACCUUAAGCCGCUCAAUGAAGACCCUGACAGCACAGCUGUCUCCUGCGACAACAGCCACAACGACACGCAGCUCACAGAGCUCCAGACGCCCGACUCUCCCACCAACAAGACGCCGCUGGCACCCGCAAACCUCAGUCAGUCCCCCACCAAGGAGAAUGGACGUAAAACCAAGAAGCACUCGCACGGACACGGUCACUCUCAUGGAGGAAACUGCCACUCGGAUCAGGAGAUGAAGGACGCUGGGAUAGCCAGCAUUGCCUGGAUGGUCAUCAUGGGAGACGGCAUGCACAAUUUCAGCGAUGGCCUCGCCAUAGGCGCUGCGUUCAGUGCAAACCUGACAGGUGGCAUCAGCACAUCAGUGGCUGUUUUCUGCCACGAAUUACCUCAUGAACUCGGUGACUUUGCGGUGCUGCUGAAAGCCGGGAUGUCGGUGAAGCAGGCUAUUGUCUACAAUCUGCUGUCCGCCCUCAUGGCCUACGUUGGCAUGCUGAUUGGCACCGCGGUGGGCCAGUACACGCACAGUGUCACCAACUGGAUCUUCGCCAUCACAGCUGGCAUGUUCCUUUAUGUGGCUCUGGUGGAUAUGCUGCCAGAAAUGCUUCACGGGGACAGUGAGGACCACAAGCGGUGCCAGCUGGGACACUUUAUCCUGCAGAACCUGGGCAUGCUGACUGGGUUCGCCAUCAUGCUGCUCAUCGCCAUCUUCGAAGACCGCAUUGUUUUCGAUUUUGGCUUCUAGUGGAGGACAGAGGAAGCAGAAGGAGGGGAGAGCUGGAUGUAUCAGUGUUGUUCUUGGCCUUAACUUGCUCUGUUUGCAAUGUAACGGCCCGGUCUUGCAUGCAACGUGUCUCGUUCAUGGCCUGUGCCUCCAUUCCAAACAUGCUGCGGUAGCUUAUGCAUAUCUCAUGACUCUGGUAGUGGUGUUUAUACUCUGCUCCUCCAUCACUUCUCCUCCGUCAGUUCCAAUCUGUCUGCUCCCCGUGAAACAUAAAGAGGCAGAGUGACGGAGGAGCAAAGCUAUGCCCCAACCAGGAUACACCUCCUCUGUUCUGAACGUUUAAAAGAAUAAAAUAAUGUAGAUAGUGAGGUGGUGCAGGGCGUGUGUUCAUACAGAGAGGCAGCUGUCACGGCUCAGCAGCUCGCCGCCUAUCCAUCAUCACCUGUUAGUGUGUUGUCGUCGUACACCUCCCCGUGUCCUCGUCUCUCAUCCCCUCUGUGCUGUGUCCUGUCAGCUGUGCCGCGUACAUCUGUGGUGUGUGUUUCACCUGCCAUCCAUCGUCGCUGUCUUAUGUGAUCACGUCGUGUAUCAAACGCCGUCGUGCCAAGCCCCGGCCACUGGAGCAGCUCCACAGCUGCAUCGCACAGUGCCCUAAAAGCGACGCCCGGCCCGGCCCCACCUGGCUGCUACAUGUGGAAUAAACUAUUUUAGCUGGUGUUGCUUCACCUGCAAAACACGCUGACAGUUAAGCUGCAGUAUCAAAUCAGCUGUUUGUGUGUAGGAGAUUGUCUUAAUUACUCAGAUUUUAUUUUUGCUGCCAUUAACUUUAGUUUUGCCCUUAGAAUUAUGUUUUACCGCCUAAUUUUUUUAAGACUACUAAACCUUUGUAGUUUGUAGUAGCCCUUUUCAGACAUGGGAUAGGUAACAAGUGAGAGUAUUCUGUAAUUCAAACAUAGGUUUCUUCUUCUUCAGUGCUUUGAAUAGUUAUGUUAUAAUUGAGACAAAAACUGUUUUUAGAGAUUUUUAAUGUUUUUACUGCUGCUGGUGGGAUGUAACAUGACGCCACCGUCACAACGUGGCUGUUUUCCACCAGCAAGCAUCAGACCGCCAACCCAAAUGUUUCUUAGUGGGAGUAGAUGCAAAUACACGCAAAGCCAAUGUGACUAAAGUCAUCAAAAUAUGUCUGUAUGGAGCGCAUCUAAAAACUAAAUUGGGAACAUUCAGAUCCUGUAAAUGAAAGUUGUUGUUUUUUUUUAAAGCGUGUCUGAAAAGGGUUACUGACAGCUGCUGCUAACAGCUGCCAAAGCCUUUACACACUAGCAUUUACAGUAAUCAGUGUUUUCUUUUUGUCUACUUUGGGAACCAAAUGCUGCAAACGUCCAGCCAACUUUGUUCUGUAAGGGUCUAACUAUCUCCAGCUAAAUGAGAACGUUUCUUACUUAGGCCUCUUUGAGAGUCACAGACUUCAAAAUGUGAAUUAAACUUAUUUUUAUCUUCAUAACAAGUGUUGUAGUUUACUCGAUUUUAUUUAGGGUGCCUCUUUGAGUUCAUGAAAGGUGCUUUGUCCCAUUGGACCAAACUGGUCUGUAGUUAUGGUAGGAGGUUCAGUUGUCUCAUCUUCACUGAUGAGACAUACAUCUGUAAAUACAUGAGGUCUGUCUAGCGUCACUUGUUGUGCAGCUAAAAGUUGAAGCUAAAAAUUCUUCCUGCUAAAAGUGUUGUUUGAAGAAUGAGUUCCUGACAAUCUGUGACAGAUGACGCAAAGAGCAGUACACUCCAGCGCUUCUAACAUCCCAGCACUUCUAGUAAUCGAUUAACUAGGUUAUCGAUCCACAGCACAAAGGUUAUUUAAUGGGAGUAUUUUUCCAACCAUGUGUAGUCACUGUGCUGGCUGUGCCCAAACCUGCCACAGUGUGGAUUUUCAGCGGCUGGUGCUUGACGCCACCCAUCAUCCCGCCCACCCCGACAUUCCAUUGGCUGCUCUGUGGCUCACAUGCUAAAGCUACCAAUCCUAGCUUCAGCUGCUGGAGCACGCAGACUUCAGUUAUCCUGUCACUGUGUGACAUCCAUCGUCUGUCUUAACUGGCUGUAAAUCGUCGUGAGUCUCACUGAUCUGACUGAAUCAUGAGUGAAGCGGUACAGACGUGUUGGGUGUUUUUAUUCUUUGUACUGCAAGAGUAAAAACGGUGAAAACUUUUGUUCCUUUUUAAUUAAAUGAACUGUGUGAAGAUCAUGGGAGGUUGUCCAGGGUGUAUUGUGACGGUGUUACAAGCCUUUUUUUUUUUUUUUUUUAAUUAUUAUUAUUUUGAAGCAGAUUAUGUCGUGACCACAGUCGUCUUAUUAUCUGCACGGUUAUUCUUUGUACAAGUGUUUUAUUAUUUCAUCUUAUGUUCACAUGGAAUUUUAGUGCAAUGGGACCUGAAUGUAUUUUAAUUCAGAAUCAAAUGAAGCUUAUUAUUUCCCCCUUUUUAAAAUAUAAGUUUACAUCUAUUUGAUUGUUUUCCUCCAAUAUUGACUGUUUUAUUUUUAUUUUUUUAAAUAAGUUAAACAUUUACCGCCCUGUCGAGUGCUCAGUAAGACUUUGUGACACAUCGCCCAAAGUUUCCUCACUGUUUCUCAGGCAGAAAGACCAUGAUCAUAUUUGCUUUGCUCUGUGUAUAUUUGUUUAGUGACCUGGAUAUAAAAUGCAAAGUGUGAUAUCCUUGCUUUUUGCCUGUCUGUACAUUCUCCCCUACGGAAGGAAAAUAAACUCUGGAAACGUC
Messenger RNA from Haplochromis burtoni (Burton's mouthbrooder), 10597 nucleotides. It is a transcript of the gene slc39a10, whose product is annotated as solute carrier family 39 member 10. The coding region runs from base 5280 to 7856 and encodes 858 amino acids. Gene Ontology annotation, biological process: intracellular zinc ion homeostasis; positive regulation of B cell receptor signaling pathway; zinc ion import across plasma membrane. Gene Ontology annotation, molecular function: zinc ion transmembrane transporter activity. The transcript has 11 exons. NCBI's taxonomy places the organism in Eukaryota, Metazoa, Chordata, Actinopteri, Cichliformes, Cichlidae. The record is from RefSeq and is a predicted model, not a curated record. Gene Ontology annotation, cellular component: membrane.